AUGUACAGCGUCAUCGUGAUGAAGCUCAACCUCACCACGGGCCUCGUUCCCACGCUCAACGUCUCCGCCGCGCUCAUCGCCUUCGUCGUCCUCCGCGGCUGGACCAAGGCGCUGGCCCGCCUCGGCGUUGCCGCCCGCCCCUUCACGCGCCAGGAGAACACCGUCGUGCAGACCUGCGCCGUCGCCUGCUACAGCAUCGCCGUCGGAGGUCAGUGCUGGCCACACAUCACAUCCGCCAAUUUGUCAAGUGGAGACCUUGGAUUGAGACGCGUCCUUGGAUUUUUCCCUUCCCUUCCCACAGGCGGGUUCGGGUCCUACCUGCUCGCGCUCGACAAGAACACCUACGAGAUGGCCGGGGAGGAGACGGAGGGCAACGUGCCAGGGAGCUACAAGGAGCCCGGCAUUGCGUGGAUGACCGGCUUCCUCCUCGCCGUCAGCUUCGUGGGGAUCAUCGCGCUCGUCCCUCUCAGGAAGAUUAUGAUUAUUGACUACAAAUUAACUUAUCCAAGCGGGACUGCAACAGCUGUGCUUAUAAAUGGAUUCCAUACGCCUCAUGGAGAUGCUAUGGCAAAGCAGCAAGUAAAUGGAUUCACAAAAUACUUCGGAAUCAGCUUCUUCUGGAGCUUCUUCCAGUGGUUUUACUCUGGUGGGGACAGUUGUGGGUUCUCGCAGUUUCCUACUUUUGGACUAACAGCUUGGAAACACACAUUCUUCUUUGAUUUCAGCCUCACAUAUGUUGGGGCAGGGAUGAUUUGUUCCCACCUCGUUAAUCUGUCUCUCCUUUUUGGCGCCAUUCUCUCCUGGGGUGUCAUGUGGCCUCUGAUCAGUGAUUUGGAAGGCGACUGGUAUCCAGCAAAUAUACCAGAAAGCAGCAUGAGCAGUCUGCAAGGCUACAAGGCCUUCAUAUGCAUAGCUCUCAUCCUAGGAGAUGGCCUGUACAAUUUUGUCAAGAUUAUUGUAUUCACUAUCAAAAAUCUGAUUGAAAAAUCAAAUCUGAAGAACACAAAGAAAGAUGAAGACAUUCCAGUGCUUGAUGACCUUCACCGUAAUGAAGUUUUUAUGAAAGACAGUCUACCUUCCUGGCUAGCCUACUCUGGCUACGUUGCAUUAUCAGUUGCUGCAGUAAUUAUCAUCCCCAUGAUGUUCCGCGAGAUGAAGUGGUACUAUGUUGUCAUUGCGUACCUACUGGCUCCUGCCCUGGGUUUCUGCAAUGCCUAUGGUGCCGGCCUUACUGAUAUCAACCUGGCCUACAAUUAUGGGAAGGUUGCCCUCUUCAUUCUUGCAGCCUGGGCUGGAAAAGACUCUGGUGUAGUGGCUGGCUUAGUAGGCUGCGGUCUGGUGAAAUCGCUGGUGUCAAUAUCUGCUGAUCUGAUGCAUGAUUUCAAGACUGGGCAUCUCACACUAACAUCACCUAGAUCAAUGCUAAUUGCUCAAGCUAUUGGCACUGCCAUGGGCUGUAUCAUUGGGCCACUAACAUUCAUGCUGUUCUAUAAAGCAUUUGACAUAGGCAACCCAGAAGGGCCCUGGAAGGCACCGUAUGCUCUGAUCUACCGAAACAUGGCGAUUCUUGGUGUCGAGGGUUUCUCUGCUCUACCCCAGCAUUGCUUGCAGCUGUGCUAUGGGUUAUUUGGCUUUGCAGUGGUGGCCAACCUUAUGAGGGACCUCUUGCCGCCGAAGUAUGGCAGGUGGGUUCCCCUACCGAUGGCAAUGGGGGUUCCUUUCCUCGUCGGCGCGAGCUUUGCCAUCGACAUGUGUGUGGGAAGCUUAGUAGUCUUUGUCUGGAACAUGAUGGACAGAAGUAAGGCUGCACUGAUGGUGCCGGCAGUUGCAUCUGGUUUGAUAUGUGGAGAUGGGCUCUGGAUCUUCCCAUCGGCAUUGCUUGCACUGGCCAAGAUCAGUCCACCAUUCUGCAUGGCAUUUAGGCCUACACACUAG
Molecule: messenger RNA, 1935 nt
Organism: Triticum turgidum subsp. durum (durum wheat)
Lineage: Eukaryota; Viridiplantae; Streptophyta; Magnoliopsida; Poales; Poaceae
Source: the annotation of a GenBank genome assembly